This is a messenger RNA of Penicillium cataractarum, 969 nucleotides long. Its product is annotated as aldo/keto reductase family protein. Gene Ontology annotation, molecular function: oxidoreductase activity. Lineage: Eukaryota; Fungi; Ascomycota; Eurotiomycetes; Eurotiales; Aspergillaceae. The transcript has 2 exons. The annotation marks the transcript as partial. The record is from RefSeq and is a predicted model, not a curated record.
AUGGCAAACCUGCAACUCAUCUUCGGCGGAGCGACCUUCCUCGAUGAUAUUGGCCGACCCUCUCUUGAAAGCGUGAAGAACAUGCUCGACAAGCUGCAGGAACAUGAUGUCAAAAGCAUCGACACUGCGACCAUCUAUGACAAGUCUGAGGAGCUUCUAGGCCAGGCGCAUGCUGCACAUCGCUUCGCCAUCGGCACCAAGUACCCUGGUGGAUUUCUUCCCCAGCCAGGUACCAAGGACACUCUUCUGGCUUCCGCGGCAGACAGUCUAGCCAAGCUCCAGACUGGCCAGGUUGACAUCUAUUACAUCCACGCACCUGACCGGAGGGCCUCCCUGGAAAAUCUGCUUGAUGGGAUGAAUGAUCUGCACCGGGACGGGAAGAUCAAGCGAUUUGGCAUCUCUAAUUUUCUGGUGGCAGAAGUCGAAGAGGUGAUGCGCAUCUGUAAGGAGAAGGGCUAUGUGCUUCCCUCGGCCUACCAAGGCAAUUACUCUGCCCUUGCUAGGCACGCGGAGACCGAACUUCUCCCCACCCUUCGGAAGCAUAAUAUAGCAUUCUAUGCAUACUCGCCGAUUGCCGGUGGAUUUCUGACCAAGGAUGUUGAGGAGUUGCGUGCAGGAGGUCAGGGACGCUGGGAUCCCACCAGUGUAUUUGGGGGCUUUUAUAACGCUCUAUACAACAAGCCUGUGAUGCGGGAAGGGUUGAGCCUGUGGGCGGAUAUCUCAAGCAAAUCGGGUAUUCCCAAGGCAGAACUGGCGUAUCGAUGGGUGGUGUAUAACUCGUCGCUAAGGGGUGAACUUGGAGAUGCCAUUAUCUUCGGCCCACGCACCCCGGAGCAGCUCACACAGACUCUUGAUGGGCUCAAGAAUGGUCCCUUGAGCGCCGCUGUGGUGGCACAAGUCGAGGAAGUGUGGAAGCUUGUUGAGACCGUGUCUCCUCUGGACAAUUAUAACAAUGAGGUGAUGGGCAUG